Pseudozyma hubeiensis SY62 is the source of this 1059-nucleotide messenger RNA. RefSeq lists its product as hypothetical. The record is from RefSeq and is a predicted model, not a curated record. Gene Ontology annotation, molecular function: DNA-binding transcription factor activity. The transcript has a single exon. Gene Ontology annotation, biological process: regulation of DNA-templated transcription. Lineage: Eukaryota; Fungi; Basidiomycota; Ustilaginomycetes; Ustilaginales; Ustilaginaceae. Bases 1 to 1059 code for a protein of 352 amino acids.
AUGGCUGCGGUCCCAUCCAGCGUAGGCGCCUGGGCCUAUACGACGCCUUCCUACGCUACCACACAAUCGCAACGCUCUCAGAGCCUUGCUCAUUACGACCCACACCCCCAUCACCACCUCCAGCGGCGGCAAUAUCAUCAGCACCCUACCUCCUCAGCAUACGGUCUCGGCAUCGACGAUGCUGCACCUCGAACAUCGCUUACCUCGACCGCUCCAAUCUCCUCGUACCCCUCAAACGAGCAGAGUGCUUCCUCAUCGUAUCGCACCAACGCCUCUAGCACCUAUCACAGUCAACCCUUUGCGGAUGACUACCAUCACGCGCAGGCUACGUCGCAUCCGUCAGACUCCCGUCUGCACUACUCUUCGCUCCCCGCGUCAUCUUCCGCGAUCAAACGCCGCGGACGAUCCAAAAUGUACGCCAGCGAAGAAGCCCGCCAAGCCGCCAAGCAAGCGCAAAAGGCGCGUCGUCGAGAGCAGAAUCGUGACGCUCAACGUCGGCUUCGAGAUCGCAAGGAGGAACACAUCUUCAAACUCGAAGGAGAGCUAGCACAGCUUCGUCGGGAGAACGACGAGGUGCGAGGCUUGCAAGAGAUGAUCCGAAAGCUGCUGGACGAGAGGCAAGAUCUGCAUCGGAGACUGGGCAUUCAGCAGGAGGAAGGAAAGAUCGGACGGGACAACGCCUUGGGACUCGUCGAUGACUUGAUCAUGGGGAGGGGAGAUGCUCCGGGGCUGCGUGAUAGUGCGAACAGCAGUCGGAGCCACAGCGCCAGCGAUCAGGAUGGCAAAGAUGCAAGUAGCAGAAGCAGCAGCGCUACGGGCGCGUCCGUCUCGACACCUAGAUCUCCGACGAUGAUGCUGCAUGCUCCUUACGCUACGGAAAGCGCAAAGGACAGCCUGUCGAGCGCACCAUUUUUACAAGGACGUAUGCAGACGCCAUCCUUGCAUUUGCCGAGGAUCAAACUCGAGGCUUCUUCGAAUCGCGCUUCCAAUGGCCCCCUUGUCACUUCUUCUCUGCUCCCUCCCGUUUCUGCCACACUGCCACAGUGGAACGUUUCCUGA